AACGUCAGUUCGUGAAGCUCGACCAGAAGGCACGUUUUGAUACUCCUGCCGAUGUGCGAGGGAAGAUCAACAAGAUGUGUGGCCUCGCUCCCACCGAUGACAUCCUGCUCUUUGAGGAGAUAAAGUUUGAGCCGAGUGUCAUGUGCGAGGCCCUGGACCGCACGGUCACAUUCAAAGGCGCAGAGCUGGAGGAUGGCGACAUUGUGUGUGUGCAGCGCACCAAGCCACUCGCCCCAGAGGGUGCGGCUGGGGCUGCCAGGAGUGGUGAAAGUGCGGUAUCAGAUGGUGCCACUCUCUCCUUCCUGGAGUGA
Closterium sp. Naga37s-1 is the source of this 311-nucleotide messenger RNA. NCBI's taxonomy places the organism in Eukaryota, Viridiplantae, Streptophyta, Zygnematophyceae, Desmidiales, Closteriaceae. The record is from the annotation of a GenBank genome assembly.